Molecule: messenger RNA, 1214 nt
Organism: Lycium barbarum (goji berry)
Lineage: Eukaryota; Viridiplantae; Streptophyta; Magnoliopsida; Solanales; Solanaceae
Product: BON1-associated protein 2
Exons: 1
Coding region: 98-673 (191 amino acids)
Biological process (GO): defense response
Source: RefSeq, a predicted model, not a curated record
UAACUUCUCUAUAUAUACGCACACAACCUCUAUCAUUCUUUCCUCCAAAUUUUUACAUAACUUCAUAUCCAUAAUUUGAUUUUCUUGACUAAAUACAAUGAAGCCAUCAUCAUCAUCGUUCUCUCGGGUUUUAGAAAUCACAGUGAUAUCCGGUGAGAAUCUUCACGAGAAUCGGAAGCAACCAGUAAAGAAGAACGCUUUCGUAAAUAUCAAAACAGAUAAUUCAUCAUGCAACGUCCAAACAACUAGAAUGGAUAAAGAAGGCGGAAGUUUUCCUGCAUGGAAUGAAAAAUUGAUCGUUGAUUUGCCCAUGCAUGCACGUCAUCUAACGGUGGAAGUUCAAUGCAAGAAUUCUUCGGGAAUCAAAACCGUUGGUAUUGCUAGGGUUCCAACGUCGGAUUUUAUUGGUGGAUUUUUACCUGAAGAUUAUUUGCACUUUUUGAGUUAUAGGCUUAGGGAUGUAAAGGGUGAGAAAAACGGGAUAAUUAAUUUCUCCGUUAGGGUUAAGAAUGCGCCGCCUCGAACAACCAGUUGUGCCGCUGCUUAUUCGCGGCAGUGGACGGUGGAACCGGUGGCUAUGGGAAGCAAGAACGGUUCUUGUGGGGUUGUGACUGGUAUUCCUAUGUAUCCUGGGAGUUCGUUAAUAGGUUUAUCAAUGACGAGAAAACUUUAAUUCUUUUUUUAGUUUAAUUUGCUUUAGUUGAUCGAAAUUCAAUUGAAUUUGUACAGACAGAAUUGCGAUGGUGUGUUUGGUAUGGAGGAACAAUAUUUCAUGUCCUGGUUGACGAAAAUGUUUUUUAAUUUUUUUUUUUUUUAGAAAAACAAGUUUCACUCUAUUACAGUAGGAAAAACAAGUUUUAUAAGUGACAUUUCAAGUUUAUUGUCUCCUUGAUCAUUCCACUCCUUGCUACUUUGAAACCCCCCUUUUGACCCCAUCCCACCACAUAGUGUGUUUCUAGAUUAUAUAUAAACUAGUGAACUCAUUCGUGAGAAAUUAAUGAGUUUAAAGAAGACUAGUCUUUUAAAUUUAGUUGAGGAAGAAAUAUUAAAUUUUCAUUAUGCAUAUAAAAGUUACUUAACGCUCUGUUUGGAUUGUUGUUACCCGUCGUUUCAUAAUAUAUCGUAUUGUAUUGCACUGUACUGUUUUGUAGAUAUAAUGUUUGGAUAGACUAUAUCAUUUGUUGAUGUUUAAUAAUAUUUUUUGUUUGGAUUGA